UUACGGAAAUGGGCAGAUAUUCUGCUCCUGGCUCCACUGAGCGCAAACACACUGGCCAAAAUCAUUGCUGGUCUGGCAGACAACUUAGUUACAUCAGUGUGUCGGGCCUGGUAUUACCCUAAUGGGGAAAAGCGCGCUUUCUUUGCCCCGGCCAUGAACACCGAGAUGUGGAAUCAUCCGUUGACCGGAGAGCAGGUGACGAGAUUGAUGCGAAUUCAUGGAUGGGUGAUGAUCCCUCCGGUGGAGAAAAUGCUGAUGUGCGGGGAGUACGGAAUGGGUGCGAUGGCUGAACUGAGCACUAUUGUGGAAAGUCUUUGA
Molecule: messenger RNA, 318 nt
Organism: Echinostoma caproni
Lineage: Eukaryota; Metazoa; Platyhelminthes; Trematoda; Plagiorchiida; Echinostomatidae
Source: the annotation of a GenBank genome assembly